Glycine soja is the source of this 664-nucleotide messenger RNA. Its product is annotated as 40S ribosomal protein S13-like. Gene Ontology annotation, cellular component: ribosome; cytosolic small ribosomal subunit; nucleolus. The transcript has 2 exons. Gene Ontology annotation, biological process: translation. Bases 242 to 481 code for a protein of 79 amino acids. The record is from RefSeq and is a predicted model, not a curated record. Lineage: Eukaryota; Viridiplantae; Streptophyta; Magnoliopsida; Fabales; Fabaceae. Gene Ontology annotation, molecular function: small ribosomal subunit rRNA binding; structural constituent of ribosome.
AUAACCUCACAACAAGUACGCAAUUUAUUUCAUCCAAUAUAGAUUUAGAACACUUGACUUCAUGCAAUUUCUCCUUAUUUUUCUCUCUUUAGUAUAAUUAUUUUUCUUCUUUUGUUUGUGCAUAUGAUAUGUAUGUCCUUUCAACAACCAACAAGCGAGUAUCUGUUCAACUUUUGGGUAACGAUAAAGUUUAUGACAAGCUAAGUCGAUUCGAUGAGUUAAUAGUGUAUCAUUGUCAUAUAUGGCCAUUAGUUCCCCUGGAAUCCCAUCUCACAUUGAUAAUACAGUGCCAAGGCCUGAGCCUAAAAUUCCAGAGGAUCUAUACCAUUUGAUUAAGAAGGCAGUUUCAAUUAGGAAGCAUCUUGAGAGGAACAAGAAGGACAAGGACUCCAAGUUCAGGUUGAUUCUUGUUGACAGCAGAAUCUAUCGACUUGCUCGCUACUACAACAAGACUAAGAAGCUCCUACUAGUUUGGGUGUAGUAAGUUCCAAGUUCCCACCCAUUACCCUACUAUGACUUUCUUGCUAUUAUUUUUUCAAUGCAUUUUUGGUAAAUCAAAGUGUGCUUAAGGUAAAAGUUCUAGCCCAUGAUUAUGUUAUAUUGCUAUGCUUUAGCUGUGGCCUAUGUGAAAUGUAGUGUAAGCAAAAGGAAGUGGUUUGGUUCA